AUGUCUCAACAUUCCGUUGAAAAAACUGACACAUUCUUCAUUAAUAAUAAUAAGGGAUUUCCAGGAAAUAUAGAUUUUAACAGGACAAAAAUUCGUCUUCAAGAUGCACUUAAAACUGCAUCAUAUGAACAUCCAGAAAGAGUAUUUCGAGACAUUGAUGAAACUUUUGUCGCAUUCAAAGCAUUAACUCAACUCAAAAUGGAAACAUAUACCCACAAUGAUGGUAGAACUCAAUUCUUAUUACGCCUUUACGGAACUAUUCCAAUUACAUAUCGGGCGACAUCUUACAAUAUUCCUGUUGCACUAUGGAUUCCAACUGAAUACCCAAAGACUGCUCCUUUUGCUUUCGUAGUCCCCACAUCUAAUAUGCUGAUAAUGCCUUCUCAACAUAUUGAUGUAAGUGGUAGAUGUCAUCAUCCAUAUUUACAAAAUUGGGGAAAUCAGAAUGAGGAACCAAAUAUUGUUAAAUUUUGCUCAAUUCUACAAGCAGUAUUUAGUCAAACUCCACCAGUAGUUACAAAACUUACAACACCACAACAUUCUUCUACACAUCCUCCUCCUUUGCCUCAACAAAUUCCUAAAACUCAAUACCCAUCUGGAUUACUGCAACCUAGAAAUCACAAUUACAGUGUACCACUACCUGUUGCUCCUUUUCAUCCUUCACAAUAUAAUUUCUCACCAUUAAUAUCUGGUCAACAGACACUUCAACAAUUGCCACUACUGCACUCUUUAGAGCCACAACCAAGCAUACUUGAUGCACUGCCAAUUGCCACAUCACAACCUGUACCAUUACCUAAAACACAAAAUCCUGAAUUGAUCAAUUUACAAAUUAUGGUUUAUGAUAAAGUGAGAAGGAAAUGUGAAGAAUAUAUCGAGAUAGCAUCGCCAGAAUUUCACAUGAUAAUGUCUAUUGGUGAAAAACUCAAUCAAAGUCAGAUGCUGAUUGAAAAUGAAAGGAAACAAUUACUUGAGAACGAGACAAAAAUAAUGAGAAAAACUGAAACUUUGAAAAAUAAAAUUUCAGAAAUUGAUAAACUUAUUGAACAUACUAGAAAUAUGCCUGAAAUAUCGGUUGAUGAUGAAAAUGCAAUCGAAGAUGCAAUUUACUAUUUGGGAAGAGCAUUAAAUUCUGAAAGAAUAGAUUUAAAUACAUACAUGAAGAAUAUUCGAACUCUUGCAAAGGAGCAAUUUAUGAGGCGGGCAUUGAUUCAUAAAAUUCGUAGACAAAUAGGAUUGGAGCUUGUGUAA
Messenger RNA from Entrophospora candida, 1248 nucleotides. Lineage: Eukaryota; Fungi; Glomeromycota; Glomeromycetes; Entrophosporales; Entrophosporaceae. The record is from the annotation of a GenBank genome assembly.